Molecule: messenger RNA, 3527 nt
Organism: Miniopterus natalensis
Lineage: Eukaryota; Metazoa; Chordata; Mammalia; Chiroptera; Miniopteridae
Gene: RNF13
Product: ring finger protein 13
Biological process (GO): ubiquitin-dependent protein catabolic process
Cellular component (GO): nucleus
Molecular function (GO): ubiquitin protein ligase activity
Source: RefSeq, a predicted model, not a curated record
CCCGGCUAGGGCUACCGGGUGUGGGGUCGGUGCGGAUACUCAAUGAUGGAGUCAGGAUAGGACCUUCCGCAGAUACGCGGCCCGCGAGCCUACUUGUGUUGCGGGGCCAGGCUUCCAGGUGAUCUUACAGCAAGAUGCUGCUGUCCAUCGGGAUGCUCAUGCUGUCGGCCACACAAGUCUACACCAUCCUGACUGUGCAGCUCUUUGCAUUCUUAAACCUACUGCCUGUGGAAGCAGACAUUUUAGCAUAUAAUUUUGAAAAUGUGUCUCAGACAUUUGAUGACCUUCCAGCAAGAUUUGGUUAUAGACUUCCAGCUGAAGGUUUGAAGGGUUUUUUGAUUAACUCCAAACCAGAGAAUGCCUGUGAGCCCAUAGUGCCUCCACCGUUGAAAGAUAAUUCGUCCGGCACUUUCAUUGUGUUAAUUAGAAGACUUGAUUGUAAUUUUGAUAUAAAGGUUUUAAAUGCACAGAGAGCAGGAUACAAAGCAGCCAUAGUUCACAAUGUUGAUUCUGAUGAGCUCAUUAGCAUGGGAUCCAACGACAUUGGUGUGCUAAAGAAAAUUGACAUACCAUCUGUCUUUAUUGGUGAAUCAUCAGCUAAUUCCCUGAAAGAUGAAUUCACAUAUGAAAGAGGGGCCCACAUUAUCUUAGUUCCAGAAUUUAGUCUUCCUCUGGAAUACUACCUAAUUCCCUUCCUUAUCAUAGUGGGCAUCUGUCUCAUCUUGAUAGUCAUUUUCAUGAUCACAAAAUUUUUCCAGGAUAGACAUAGAGCCAGAAGAAACAGACUUCAUAAAGAUCAACUUAAGAAACUUCCUAUACAUAAAUUCAAAAAAGGAGAUGAGUAUGAUGUAUGUGCCAUCUGUCUGGACGAGUAUGAAGAUGGAGAUAAGCUCAGAAUCCUUCCCUGUUCCCAUGCCUAUCACUGCAAGUGUGUAGACCCUUGGCUGACUAAAACCAAAAAAACCUGUCCAGUCUGCAAGCAGAAAGUCGUUUCUUCGGAAGGGGACUCCGAGUCGGACACGGAGAGCAGUCAGGAAGAAAACGAAGUGUCAGAACAUACCCCUCUGCUCAGGCCCGUGGCUUCUGCCAGCACCCAGUCGUUUGGGGCUCUGUCGGAGUCCCGCUCGCAUCAGAACGUGACAGAGUCCUCAGACUAUGAGGAGGACGACAAUGACGAUACUGAGAGCAGUGACACAGAAAGUGGCGUUAACGAGCACAGUGUUGUGGUCCAGCUGCAGCCCGGCGAGCGGCGUUACAGCACAGCAAAUACGGUUUGACCGGGUGGGCGCCCGGGCCACUUCCCUUUCAAAUGUUUAGUUAGGUAUAGAAUUUGAUUUUUUUUUUCUCCCUUCACAGAUUUCUGUAGAAAUAACUUAUUUUUUAGUAUCCUACAGUUUAAUCUUGCUGAAACAGGUGGGUUUUUUUUAAUCUAGUAUUAUCUGCAGGAGUGUACUUCAUUUAACUAACAAGUAAUAACAGACUGGUGCUGUAACUAAAGCAUCAAAUCAACUCUUAUUCUGGAAUGAAAUAUAGCCAAAACAUAAAAAAAGAAUUCUCAGUAUAGCUUGCAAUUAAGACCUAGAUCACAGUGUGCAGUCAGUGCUGUGGGCACCUCGCAUGAGCUCAGCCAGCUCCCACCUCCGUAGCGGUACCUAGCCUAGAGUUGUGGAGUUGGGAUUUGGUCCGGUCCUGCCCCAGGUGGCCACCGUUAGGGAGAGGCAGCAAGGUGAUUUAGCAUUUUCCCACCGAUUGGCAAUAAAACACAAAGCCUUUUCCUUUCUUUUCCCAAGUAGUUUCAUCCUGAAAGGAAUGUCAGAUUUCAAGUUUUAAGGUUUUUAAUACUAUAGUAUUGCAUAUGAAUUUGAUUCGUUAGCCAAAGUAAUAUGUGUCUCUGGACUUAACUUACUGAAUUUCAGUAUCCUUAAGGUUUUUGUGUUGUGAUCAAAGUAAAAAGGAAGUAGUGUACAAAAAUACCAAACUUCAGCAACCGCUCACACACAGAUAAUAUACCUCUCAAUAAAGAGCAUCUUGCGCUGAUUAGCCCUGCUAAACUAUGUACAGAGGAAAUUGUUCAAGUAUUGGAUUUGAAAAUAAUUGCUUCAUGUUUAACAGAACUAAUGAUGUAUAUAAACAGUUUAUUAUGAAAAGCUAAAUUAUAUUAUACAUCAUUGUAACUACGUAGAAACUAUAGACUUAUAUAUAAUCAGAAUGCUAAGAAUUUUUAUAUGGCCUUGUAUGAAGGGAGUUUGAAUGUUAAUAAACACGUUUUCCACUUUAAGCACUUUGUUCUACUGGAGCAUGACCGCCAUUGGCCUUACUUUAAUAGGCAGUGCUGUAGAGGUAUAAAGCUACGGCGACUAGGGUCAUUUAGGUCAGACACACACAUCACCCUAGAAUUUUAUACGAGGUAACCGACUGCUCAAAAGUUAAAACUGCAGCCAGAAUCGUUCCAACAGUAAUGGGCAUUCUGGUACCCUGUUGUGAUGACACGCUGUGCACCCCUACUAGGCUGCUGAGGGGACAUAGUAGGUAUCUUGACGUGCCUGUACUGGCACUCGGGACUGACUAUACCAGGUACAUGAGCCUUUGUUGUAAAAAGAGAAAAAAUAAUACAUUUAAAAGAAAUGUAACACUGUUAGGGGGAAUUUCACUUUCUGGAUUGCUUUUUAGAAAAAGUCUUAUAAUUAACCCCAAAAAUAGUUAUUUCUGCUUAUGAAAAUAAAAGCUUGAAUUCAGUAUCUACUGUCUGACAUCUCAUUUCCAUGCCCACAGGCGUGAGAAGUAGAACAUUAGUGUACUUAGUGCACUAUGAUAGAUAGAGCUUUGGAAUUUGGUAAUUUAUUUUCAUUCAACCUAAGGUAGGGUGUGAGGACAAACACUGAACUCAGUGCCUGGCACAUACACACAGUAAGUAAUAGCUUUUAUAGUUAUUAAAUAAUAAACAUCAAAGCUGAAACAAUUUUUUUUUUAACGGGAAAAGUCAAAUCACUGUAACAUGAAUUAGAUACUGUGUUCCCUCAUUUCUUAACCUGUGGUUCAGAUCAAAUGACCUGCUUCCUCUACAUUUAAGUUAGGAGUUUUUCUGAGGUAAAAAUGACUUUUUUUAAAAAAACUCCAAACUGUUAUUUAGUUGUAAAAUGUAUGAAGUGUCGUAAUUGUUACUAGUUCUAAUAUUCACUUGAGAUCUUUUAUAAUGUCUUCAUGGUGUAACUAUACAAUUUUUUAAAUAGGACAUUAAAUAAAAUGAAAAUCAAUUUCUCUUCAAUACCUUCAUAAUUAAAAUUUUUUCUAAUUAUAAAAGGAUAGUCACCUGGAAACUUACCCCAGAGAUAAAGUUUAUUUUGACACUUUGCUUCUAGAAAUAUAUACAUGUAUAUUAUGUACUAUAUUUAUACUGUAUGUAACGUGUUUAUAUCCUCAUGUUACUUAACAUUCAUUGGUGAGCAUUUUCUCAUGUCAUUCUUCAAUGAGUGUUUUAUUCUCUGGACAAUCAUAUAAUAUAUAUAACCCAUAACCCUGAAAGUUGA